CAAAUUGAUUAUUUCAGCGUUCUUCUUUUAAUAUAACGCCGGAAACAAGAGACACACUAUUGAAAAGUGCGAAUAGAUUACUAAUGAAACGUUGUGCUUUUUUUUUAAAUAACGUAUAGUAAAUUACGCACACGAGGAUUACUUGUAUCGACAAAAAGCAAGACAAGUGUAUAGAAAUUUAUGUUUGUAUGGGAACUUUGUCAUAAUAUGACUCGACCACUCGUAACCAUGUGCACUUAAAUACUGAAGGAUCAUAAUGGAUAUAUGUAGUGAUUUAUAGGAGAAUACCCGGAUUUCAUUUCACACUUACCUUUAAGAAGAUCUAUAAUCUAUUAGAGGUUUAAUCUUAUCUGGGAGAUAUUUUAAAGACAUGAAUUUAUACAUUAAUGCAAACAUUUUUCAUGUGAUAACUAAAAUUAUAGUGGACUGGGAUCUGUUUAAAUAAGACUGUUUGAGACAUAAGAUUCAAGAUGUCGAAUUCAGUAAAAUUGGUUCGGAUUCGGAAAUCUCACAGCUUCUCUGUGAAACCUUCACGUAGCUGGACCGGAAGUGUCAGUUCAAUACAAAGCGAUCCGGGCAAUUGGUCCCUACGUUCGCAGAGUUUAAAGAUGCGCCCUGUGUUGGACUUCCGAAUGCCGACCCUCGCUAAUAAAGGACCAUUUCUUCUACCAAUAGAAGACAUUGCUGCCAAAACCAAAUCUCGUCUACAACAUUUAGAAUCACAUCCGCCAUCUAGUCUCAGGGAUGUCAGACAAGCGCUUGCUGGUGAAAUUAAAGCGAUUCAGAAAAAGCUAACGCGGUUAGAACGCUCUUAUUAUGGCGUUGGCAAAUCGCUUAACCACGAAGUGAAAAAAUACGCAACACCAAUAAAGAUUCUUGUGCGCAUGCUUGGGUAUUUCGAAUUGCCAUCGGUUAAAGCAGUUGAAGCAGCUUUAAAAUAUGGAUCUGACCCGAAGAGGUACAAAGGUGAUCCAGAAAACGUCCAGCUUCUUAAAGAAGCUUACACAAAAGUCCAAUCAUUUGUCCCAGCCAAAUUUACAGAUGUAACAGAGCUUUGUGAAAAAAUGCUUGAGCUUCUUGAGAAAUACUGCAUCAGCUUCUACGAGCCAGAUGGUGAAAUUGAAGUAGAAACAGCUCUGCAUUAUGAGACGCAGAUACGUACAUGGAAACGAGUCAUCCGCGAGACUUUAGGGAAAAUCAACGAGUUAAUGGUACAUUUCAAGAACAGGGGAAUUCAUUACACAAUGUUUACUUCUACUGUGGCAACGUUUUGUCAGAGAAAUGAGUGUGAAAUUGUUCCAUUUCUUAUGCUGUUUGCAGAAGCCUGUACCAAUAUCAGAACUGUGUUGUCAAUUAUGACACAAUGGUUGAAGUCUGACGAAAACUAUAGCGUCUUUCUACAAAAUGACGUCACCGAUUUAGAACGCCAGAAGGAAGAGCAAACAAAAGUCAUGCGCGAAGCGCGAGAACAUUACCAUUCUGCAAUGUACAAAGUAAAUCAAGCAGAAACUGAAUAUACAAAACUUAUGCAUGAACUAGAAAACCUUCAAGAAAAGGAAGAAGCUAAUGAAAUUGAAGAAACAUUUCUGAUUAACAAGUGUAAUGAACUAGAAAUGGACAUGGAAUUCAAAGAAAGUCGUAGAGACGAUCUUAAAAACAAACCAUUAGAUGCUGAUAUAGAAUCAUUAGCAAUAACAUGGGACAAUCUGAAUGAAGAAAUCAGGUUUCUCAAAGACAAUCUACCCGGCGUGAAACGCCAACUGGCAACGGUACAGCACAGACGAGAAUGGAUGACAGAACGAAGGCAUCAACUAGAAAAGAUGGAAAAAGAGAUUGCACAAUUAACAAAAGAAGCAAAAGUAGCUGAAAAAGAUAAAACCAAACGUGAAGCGGAAUACGAGACAAUCGAGAAAACUCUGGAAGUAUCUAGGAGGUUAUUGCUACACAAGACAAGCAACGACUCUGUAUCGAAGAUAUUCUAUGAUUUACCAAUCACUGCCAGAAAUAAUAAAGCAAAACUGCCAAGCAUUUCGAAUGGAACAGAUGGUACGUUGGAUAAAGCAUGUUCCAUUGUUGUCAAACAUAUAGACCAAGACUGGAUACAGCUUUACCGCAAUCUUCCAUUCUUUCCUUCACGAGGGUCUGAAACUAUCGAGAAAGACAUAGCAAGUAUUGCUGUAGAAGGUGCACGAGGGCCCAAGGAAGACAUUUCUGCUGUGGCGCUCGCUAGGUGGCGCCGUCAUCACACUCGCGCACGCGCAGAAGACCUUAAACAAGGUUUGAGAGCUAUCAAACGGUUUGAAAUAAUGAAAGCGGUUGAUUUGAUUAUCCAUCCACCUCCAGUUAUUGAGGAACCACCGGAAUAUAUUCCGCCGGAACUGGAUCCUUCUUUGAUUCCUCACUACCGUGAUAUAGUCAAGCUUGAUAAGUUGAUAGCAGCAAAAAGAAUUCAGGUACACCAAUUAUCAGAGGAAGACUAGACCAAGAGGCUUAGAUAAACAAUUUAGGCAGAGGCACACAUUUUUAGGUCGGUGAUAAAACAAACACUUUUAUAAGAUAGACAGAUAAAAUUCAAUAUUUUGUUGUUUAUGCUAGAUAUAUCAAACAGGUACUGGAGCAGACUCAAUUUCAAGUAAAAAUCGUCCCAAGAUUUUAAAAUCCGUAUUUCCGGUCUACCGCUUCGGUGACACAUUCACUCUGCAAUGUAUUUAUACUCAGGCAAAGUUUUAUCCAAAAGUAAACUGGCAAUCUUACCGCAGAAAAUAAUUUCGCCUCCUUGCACAUUCUUGUUGGAGGAAGUGUCAAAACUAUUGGAUAUUGGAUACAACUGUUGUUUCGGAUGAAUAUAUAUAAUAUUCUUUUUUUAGCUGAAAGACAUGGGGAAUAAUUGUAACCCAGAAUUAUAGAUGAUCUAUUUUGAAUUAUUUCCCUUCCCUUAUAUUUCAUUUCCUUUUUAUGCAUUUAGUAGUUAUUUAUAAAAUAAUAGAUAAAUUAAUUGUU
Messenger RNA from Mercenaria mercenaria, 3000 nucleotides. RefSeq lists its product as uncharacterized. Lineage: Eukaryota; Metazoa; Mollusca; Bivalvia; Venerida; Veneridae. The record is from RefSeq and is a predicted model, not a curated record. Bases 471 to 2480 code for a protein of 669 amino acids. The transcript is spliced from 3 exons.